UCAUCACGACGCAUCGUGUUCUCCAUGCUGAUCAACACGGCUGAGCUAUCUUUUUUAGCAGCCCGUGUGUUUUAAAAAAUGGAGAAAAAGGAUUCUUUCAAGAAGAAACCAAAACCGGUAAAUGUGUCAGACCCGGCAGAUCCCAUCGAAAGCUUCGAGAAAUGGAAGAAGAAAUACAACAUCACGAAAUCUCGCGUUAAAAAGGAACGACAGCAGAAGAAAAGGCCAGAGUGGCAGGUCGAGCGAGAGAACAUACACAAGCUUGUGAGCAAGUACAGCGACAUCAACACCAAAGAUGUCAUUAGGUUUUCAGAUUUCCCUAUUUCCAGGAAGACCCUGAUUGGUCUGCAGGAGUGUCAGUACAGGCAGGCCACAGAGAUCCAGAGGCAGACCAUUGGCCUCGCCUUGCAGGGCAAGGACAUUCUCGGCGCCGCCAAGACUGGCUCUGGAAAGACUUUAGCCUUUUUAAUACCAGUGUUGGAGUGUCUGUACCGCCAGCAAUGGAGCUCCCUGGACGGCCUGGGUGCCCUCAUCAUCUCCCCCACAAGGGAGCUCGCCUACCAGACAUUUGAGGUGCUUCGUAAGGUGGGCAAGAACCAUGACUUCUCCGCAGGGCUCAUCAUCGGUGGGAAGGAGCUAAAGGGCGAGUCGGAGAAGAUCCACCGCACCAACAUCGUCAUCUGCACCCCUGGACGGCUGCUCCAGCACAUGGACGAGACCGCCACCUUCCACGCCUCCAACCUGCACAUGCUAGUGCUGGACGAAGCCGACCGCAUCCUGGACAUGGGCUUCGCCGACACACUGAAUGCCAUUGUGGAGAACCUCCCCAAGACUCGCCAGACGCUGCUCUUCUCUGCCACACAGACCAAGUCGGUCAAAGACCUGGCUCGGCUCAGCCUGAAAGACCCAGAGUACGUGUGGGUCCACGAGAAGGCAAAGUUCAGCACCCCGGCCACCCUGGAGCAGAGCUACGUGGUGUGUGAGCUCCACACCAAGGUCAACAUGCUCUACUCCUUCAUUCGAAGCCACCUGAAGAAGAAGGUCAUUGUCUUCUUUGCGUGCUGCAAGGAAGUGCAGUACCUAUUCCGAAUCUUCUGCCGUCUUCGACCAGGCAUGCCAAUUCUGGCCCUCCAUGGUAAGCAGCAGCAGAUGAAGAGGGUGGAGGUCUACAACGACUUCCUCCGAAAGAAGAGUGCCGUGCUGUUUUCCACCGACAUUGCUGCCAGGGGCCUGGACUUCCCUGCUGUCAACUGGGUGCUGCAGUACGACUGUCCCGAAGACGCUGACACCUACAUCCACAGGGUGGGACGCACAGCCAGGUACAAGGAGGGCGGGGAGGCGCUGCUGCUGCUCCUCCCCUCAGAGGAGAAGGGCAUGGUUGGACAGCUGCAGGAGAAGAAGGUGCCCAUCAACAAGAUCCAGGUGAAUCCAGAGAAGCUUCAGAAUGUACAGCAGAAGCUGGAGGCCUUCCUGGCCCAGGAGAAGGAGCAGAAGGAGCGUGCCCAGCGGUGUUUUGUCUCCUACCUGCGCUCUGUCUUCCUGAUGAGGAACAAAGAGGUGUUUGACAUAUUCAAGCUCCAGCUUCACGAGUAUGCACUGUCUCUGGGCCUGGCAGUGGCACCGCGCGUGCGCUUCCUGAACAAAGCUCAGGCGCAGAGGGCGGAGAAGGCAGAGCAGUUUGAGGAGGAGGAUGAGGAGCUGCGCAGCUUCAAAGCCCAGCUGAAAGGAGGUGUUCCAAGCAAGGAGGAGUCCGAUUCUGAAGAUGAUGCUGAAGGAAGUGAUGAUGAGGAGGAGGGAGAUGACGAGGGUCAGGCCAAAACGCUCCUCCUGGGUGAAGAUGGCGAUGAGGAUGACCUCAGAGACUUAGACCUCCUGACAGUCAAAAGAAAGGACGUGUUCAGCAUAGAGGAGGACCAGGAGAGACAGGAGUCCACCAGCAGCCCCACAAAGAAAAACCAAAAAACCACAAAGUUUAAAGAGGCCAAGAAGAUCCUCAAGAGGAACUUCAAGGUCAACACAAAAGUGACGUUCACAGAGGACGGAGAAGCCAGGCAGCUUUGGCCUCCGGUGCAGCGUUCAGCCACAGGCCAAGAGCAGCAGCAACAGCAGCAGGAGGAGGAGGUCUCAGGGAUCAACUUGGAGAAGGCCAAGGAGCGUCUGAGGAGAGAGGACCAGGAGUUUGACAAGCAGGAGUACAGCCGCAAAGUGAAGGCCAAACAUCGUGAGCAGAAGUUGAAGGCCAAGGCGGCCAAGAGGGACGCCAGCAAGAAGCCCGGACACAAGUCUGAUGAGGAGGAUGAGGUGUUGGCGUACCUGGCCAAUGACAGCGAAGACGAGUUUGACCCCAGCACCCUGCCAGAUCCUGACAGACACCACUCAGAUGAUGAUGAGGAGGAGGACGAGGAGGAGGAGGGUAAAGCUUGGCCAGCUAAACGGAGCCACAGCAGUGACAACAGCAGCAGCGAGGAAGAGGAGGAGGUCCCAGCAGCGAGGAGGAAGAAGGUGAGGCAGGAGGAUGAAGAACACACAACACUGGACACCGGACUGUCUCUGGCUGAGGAUGAGGAGCUGGUCCUGCAGCUGCUGUCUGGACAGAUGUAAAGUCAUCUAAAUCAACACUCCUGAUGACACGCUGACCCCCUUUAACCAUCAUCGUGUCAUAAGACUGUCAUUCUUGUAAGGGACUGCAACCUUCAUAUGUUGAGACAUUCUGGUAUAAAACUAAACUCUUUUUUGUAGAUUAUGUACAAGGUGCGCUGUACCUUUCUGUCAUGCCCAACAAGAUGGUUAAUUAUGUCCUCCUUGAUGUAUGUAAAUUUAUCUUGGAUAUAAAGUUAU
Dunckerocampus dactyliophorus (ringed pipefish) is the source of this 2838-nucleotide messenger RNA. RefSeq names its product DEAD (Asp-Glu-Ala-Asp) box polypeptide 10 (gene ddx10). The coding region runs from base 79 to 2601 and encodes 840 amino acids. Gene Ontology annotation, molecular function: ATP binding; nucleic acid binding. Gene Ontology annotation, biological process: rRNA processing. The record is from RefSeq and is a predicted model, not a curated record. Gene Ontology annotation, cellular component: nucleus. The transcript is spliced from 2 exons. Lineage: Eukaryota; Metazoa; Chordata; Actinopteri; Syngnathiformes; Syngnathidae.